AUGGCUGACUGAUGUCUUCUACAGUUAACAACCUCGCAGUUGAUGUUGAGCCAGGUUUUUUAUUUGUUUUUUCACCAGUUUUACAUGAUCUCUCUGUGGUGAAAAUGGGAUGUGAUUUGUAUUUCCGGAACCGGACUGUUCAGCCGUUAUGGGAACACGGAAGGGGAAGUUUUUGGAGUAGGAUGGACUUUACCAGUAUUCCCUGAGCCACUAAUGACCGUAGCCUAUCGUUUAGGUUUACUUUCACAUUUGAAUUCGAGCUAUUGCGUUGUUUAUAUUUUGUACACAGAAGACGGAAAUGGCAGACUCGCAGGACGAGUCACUGGGUCCUGCUUUCGAAAAAGACCCGCUGGAACUUGGGGUUGAAGAUGUUUAUGACAUUUCAUACGUCAUUGGCAAAGACUUGUUCAAAUUAAACAGUGGCGGUCAGGAGGUCUCAGAUUUACAAUUCAAAAUUGUCCGAGUUUUGGAAAUGUUUGAAAUAAUGGUCAGCAAGUAUAACCUGUCGCUGGAGGAGCUCCGGAUGGAGAGGGACAGCCUGAAGGGAGAACUGGACCGAGUUGUUGAGGGUUCUCAUGAAAACGGUAACAAUAUAAUUGGGCUUGACAAGCUGGUGAUCGAUAUGAAGGACCCAAACCGACCACGAUUCACAAUGCAGGAGUUAAAGGAGGUUCUACAGGAGAGGAACCAGCUUAAAGCACAGCUACUGGUGGCCCAGGAAGAGCUACAGUUCUAUAAAAGUGGUGUUUUACCUCAGCCAGAACCAAAUAUGGUGGAAAUAGAUCUGGGGACUCCUUCCUCAAUGGACCCCCCACUUUCUGCUCCUACAAAGGAGAACAAAGAACAACACAAAGAGGAGAGGACUACUAUUCAAAAACUGUUCUCAUUUAGAAGAAAAUGACAACAGCCCUGGGGAUCAGAAGCAUAUUUUGAAGGACUCUGACGACAUCUGUGUACUCAGCCUCAUACUGUCCAAAUCAGUUUGACAAUAUGUUGUACUUUUGAAAAGUCUUCCUGUUAUAUGGCAAGAAUUUGUCUUUUUAAAGACCAAUUACUUCAUCUAGCAAGCUCUAGUUAUCUUUAAAAUGCCACAUUUUUACUACAAAAAGUUUCAUCACGUACUGUUGCUUCACAUUCGUUUUCUUGAUUGACAACUUAUCAAAUGAUGUUUUUUUUAAUCAAAAAGGGGGCUCCUGAGUGGGAAAUAUACACCCUGUUGUCAGGAGAGCUCCAUUUUAAAUCCUGAUGAUGUCACAUGAUCGCCCUGAGCAGUGGCUGGGAGAUAAGGGAGAAAAGUUGUUAUCUUGAUGUUAAGAUGUUAUCACUGGGAGGGAUACUAUACGCCGUCUUCAUAUAUGGCAUUUGGCAGAUGCUAUAAUCCAGCAUGACGUACGACUAUCUCAUUGAUACUUCUGCGCAGUUGAGAUUUAAGGGCCUUGCUCAAGGGCCCAAUGGUGACAGCUUGGCAGUUUGAACUCAUUGCCUUCUGAUCAGUAGCCAGCAUCUUAACCACUGAGCUUCUCUCUCUCUCUCUCCUCUUAAACACAGUGACACUACUCAAUUGUGGGCAUAUGUGAGCUUAUGUAUGCAGAAGAGGGAAGAUAGUGCUUUCCUCCAGAGUGUUAUGCUGCCCUGCAACACAGUAUGAGAAGUGGUUGGAGUAUGUUAGGCUUCAACCUCUCAGUUGGUAGAUGUUGUUUGAAAGGGACAAGUUGACCAUGGGUAGAAAUUGGCAGGUGUCCAAAAUUGGUAGAAAAUGGGGGAAAGGUCUGGAAAAAUUAUCCACACAGGAUACUCAAGGAACUAAUACUUGCUUGGACAGUCUUUUUCUAAUUACAGGUAUCUUACAGCACUAUUUUCUUCAAAUUUAAGGGGGAGGUUUCUACUUAGGCUCUGCUUUAUUAACAAAAGUCAGUGAAGAUAUAGUUAAAAUUAAAUAAAGACAAAAAUCCCUUUUUUUCUUUCAAUAUAAGUUUCAGUAUUUAUUAUUGAAUGAUGAUAAAAACCAACUGUUUUGUACUGUUUUGUACAUCCCUGUUAUACAUCCCUGUGGUAGUAUAACAUCAAAUAAUCACAUCUUCACACAAAUCAUAAAAGUAGACAACUGGUACAUGAUACAAGCGAUUAGUGUCAUGAUUUGGGCAUGUUUUGCUGCAUCUGGGCCUGGACAAUUUGUCAUCAUUGAUGGAACAAUGAAUUCUGAAUUAUACCAGCGAUUUCUAAAGGAAAAUGUCAGGACAUCUGUCUGUGAAGUGAAUCUGAAGAGAAAGUGGGUCAUGCAGCAAGACAACGACCCUAAACACACAAGUCGUUCUACCAAAGAAUGGUUAAUGGAAUUAAGUUAAUGUUUUGGAAUUGCCAAGUCAAAGUCCUGACCUUAAUCCAAUAGAAAUGUUGUGGAAGGAUCUGAAGCAAGCAGUUCAUGUGAGGAAACCCACCAACAUCCCAGAGUUGAAGCUGUUCUGUACUGAGGAACGGGCUAAAACUCCUCCAAGCCGAUGUGCAGGACUCAUCAACAGUUACCGCAAACGUUUAUUGCUGCACAAGGGGGUCACACCAGAUACUGAAAGCAAAUGUUCACACACUUUUGGCACUCAUGUAAUUAUUGGGUCGUUUUCUGCAAUAAAUAAAUGACCAACUAUUAUAUUUUUGUAGUAACAAGCCACAGGAAAAGCUGUGUGUUGGUCUCGAACACAAGAUUGGACCAGGAAUCGACUGGAAAAUCUCAAAUGGACAUACACAAUACACAGAACACUAAACAUACAAAGACAAGUAACACAAAUGGGACCAUAACAUCUGAUAAAAUUAUAUUCUAAGUGAAAACAUUUCUUCUUCACCAAGCCUAAUUUGUAAUUUGAUAUGCCAAUAUAUGAAUAUAUCUGUGUUGAAUGUUUGGAAAGUUUGUGUUUCAGAUAAUACAGUAUACUUGUUGCUGUCUGUAUAAAUGGUUUUUACCAAA
Ictalurus punctatus (channel catfish) is the source of this 2959-nucleotide messenger RNA. RefSeq names its product Rab interacting lysosomal protein-like 2 (gene rilpl2). Gene Ontology annotation, molecular function: protein dimerization activity. The transcript is spliced from 4 exons. NCBI's taxonomy places the organism in Eukaryota, Metazoa, Chordata, Actinopteri, Siluriformes, Ictaluridae. Bases 299 to 901 code for a protein of 200 amino acids. The record is from RefSeq and is a predicted model, not a curated record.